Molecule: messenger RNA, 3374 nt
Organism: Aedes aegypti (yellow fever mosquito)
Lineage: Eukaryota; Metazoa; Arthropoda; Insecta; Diptera; Culicidae
Gene: Ipo9
Product: importin-9
Exons: 10
Coding region: 174-3236 (1020 amino acids)
Biological process (GO): protein import into nucleus
Cellular component (GO): nuclear envelope; cytosol
Molecular function (GO): small GTPase binding
Source: RefSeq, a predicted model, not a curated record
AAUUCCAAUCAGAAUUUCUUGUGCACAUCUCCGGCCGCAGAUUAUCCCGCGAAUUUCGCGUGUCGUGCUCUGCAUAUUUUUUGUGCAAAAUCUCUUUAAUUUUAAUUCAGCCGGCUUCAAUUUAUCGGUCGUGUUCUAGUGCUUGUUGUCCGAAAUCAACAUACACCUGAAAAAUGGCCCAAAACGCUGACCUUAUCAAGCAGGCAAUGUUUGAGGAGCUGCAGAAAAUCCUGAAUCCCGAUGGAGACAUCCGAAGGCAAGCAGAGGAAAGAUUGGCCCAGCUGAAGUAUACCGAAGGCUACGGCGUCUAUUUGGCGGAAAUUACCAUCAAUCAGAAUCUGGACCUUCCCCUUCGGCAGCUGGCAUCCGUUAUGCUCAAACAGUAUGUGGAAGAUUGUUGGGCAGUGGAAAAUGAAGACGGUCAAUCCUCGAACAGCGCUCUGCUGGUCAACAAUGAGGCCAAGAUUGCCAUCAAGACCAUACUGCCGCAGGGAUUGUACGACCCGAACAGCAAGAUCCGUAGCGUAGUGGCCUAUUCCAUUUCGAACAUUGCCUCAUACGAUUGGCCAAACGAUUGGCAGGAGCUGUUCGACAUCAUCGUCAAAUGCCUUAGCGGAAACGAGAAUUCGGUUCACGGUGCCAUGAAGGUGUUGGUGGAAUUCACCCUGGAUUUGGACAAGCAGAUCGCGGAAGUAGGCCCCAUGAUCCUGUCCGAAGUGUAUCGGAUAUUUGCGGCUCAAGAUGUGUACAGCGUGUCGACCAGGAGCUACGCUGUGGAGAUUUUGAAUUCCUUGUUGCGGAGCAUCAUCACGCAUAUCGACUCCAAGCAGGAGCAGAGUAACAUCUUGAAUCCAACCCUGCCGACGUUUAUGCAGAAGAUGAUUGAAGGGCUUACCGUGCCGAAUGGACCGCACAGCAGCUUUCAGUUGAAGACGCAAAUCAUCAAAGUGCUCAAAUACAUGAUUUCGGACAUGCCCAAGUUUGCCAAUCAAUAUUUGGCCGCAAUUCUUCCGCCGAUCUGGCAGCUGUUAACCCAAAUGGCCGACAUCUACAUCAAGAUCGUCGUCAAUGAAACUGAGGAGAAUCCUUUCGUCAGCAACUCGGAUGGCGAUGAAGGUGAUGAUUUCACCGCAAUGAUUCUGCAGACGUUCGAAUUUCUGCAUACCAUCAUUGAGAUGAAGAAAUACAAGGGAGCCGUGACGAACGUGCUAACCGACCUCAUCUACAUCGUAAUCCUGUACAUGCAGAUGACCGAAGAGCAAGUACAAAGCUGGCAUGAUGACCCGGAGAAGUUCGUAGAAGACGAGGAUGAGCAAGGUAUAGAUUUCACCAUUCGGUCCACCGUUACCGAUGUACUGCUCAUAAUCGGCCAGGAAUACGAACAGAAGCUGCUGCCCUGCUUGUCGGAGGCGCUGAGUAAGCACAUUGCCGUGGCGGAUGCAGAUCGCAACGCCGGAAAUCCGCACUGGUGGAAGGUAUAUGAGGCUUCAAUGCUGGCGGUGGGUUCUUUCAAGGACCUGAUCGUCGAAAACGAGGGAAAGUUCGACAUGGCUCAGUAUAUGAAUCUGGUCAAGAACACCAUGGAGUACCAGCUUGCAAAUGAAACAAAAGUUUCCCCAUAUCUACUUGGACGUUGUUUGUGGAUAUUCAGUCGAUACUGUGACUGCAACAUGUAUGAUCAGCCAACUCUGCAGCAAGUCAUUGACAUAACUAUCAAUAGUAUGUCACCGGAGAAGCCAACUGUGCUGAAGAUCACUGCUGCCAGGGCAAUUUAUGGUUUCUGCACAAACUUACGAGAAUGUAAUGACGAGCGCAAAACCUUCCUUGUUCCAAAGUUGGAGCAAUUCUUCGAGUGUCUGAUGCCACUGUUCAAUCACUCGCAGAGCACUGUCCAAGGACUUCUGCUGGAAACGUUAACGGCCGUCAUCUCGUACGACGCCAACGUCACGGCCGCCAUCUCGAGCAAAGUGGUAUCGCUCACCAUCGCCAUGUUCCUCAAAUAUCACGACGAUCGCUUCAUUCUGGAAAUAGUGCAGGACAUCCUCAAAAUCCUCUCGCAAAACCCUCUCUGCUUGGUGCCUCUUCAAGAGAAAAUAAUUCCCACCCUGGUAAGCAUCCUCAAUUCCGAAGGAGCGCAAACAUCCAAUAUGCAGGACAUUGCAUUGGACGUCUUGUGCACGGUGGUUAAAUAUUCUCGGGGUCCUCUCUCUAGCAUUAUGGUGGAGAGCGCUUUCCCGGCAGCGGUGCACUGUGUUCUACGCACCGAAGAUCAUUCCGUUAUGCAGUCAGGAGGAGAAUGCUUGAGGGCGUUCCUAACCGUUGAUCCGGAACAGAUUUGUGGCUAUAAGAACGGCGAAGGCCUGAACUACAUCAUGCAAGUGACGACCAUGCUCUUGAACCCAAUGAACACCGAAGACACGGCUGCCUUCAUCGGCCGUUUGGUAAUCAUCAUCAUCACCAAAGUGGGCAACUUGCUAGGCGACAAUGUAGAUCUACUGUUGAAAGCUGUAAUCAGCAAAAUGCAACUCGUUGAAGCAUUGAAUGUGAUCAUGAGCUUGGUGAUGAUCUUCGCACACCUUAUUCUAGUCCAAAUGGAUGCUGUUCUCAACUUCCUGAGCACCGUUCCUGGGCCAACAGGAGAACCGGCAAUGACUUUCGUGUUUGCUAACUGGCUUAGUCGACAGCACAUGUUUUACGGAACGUACGAGAGGAAGGUCAGCAUAUUGGCUCUCUGCAAGUUGUUCGAGUACGGUGUCACGACGAAGGACGAGCGAUUGAACUCGGUUAUGAUCAAAGAACCUGUUAUCAACCCUCAGCAAGGCCGACGAACGCGAUCCGCUGCCGCCAAAGCACAGCAGGAGUGGGUCGAUGUACCAAUUCUGCUCAAAAUUUUCAAACUGCUUGUUAACGAAUUAUCCAACUUGAAGGAAGCGAAAGAAGCGCUCGAACGUAACGACCAGGAUGAUUCGGAGGAGUCUGACAGCGAAGGAGGCGAACGCGGCAGAAUCGACUUAGCGGCGAUGAUCAUGGGUUGCGCUGACGACGACAGCGACGACGACGAUCAGCAACUGAUGAACGAACUGAAUCAGAAUCCCAUUGUCCCGAGCAAUAUGCAAGAGUAUCUGGUCAAAUUUGUGCACAGCUUCAGCCAAGACGAGCACUUCCGCGUAUUCCUGGAAAAGUUGGACGACUCUGAAAAACUGGUACUCACUGAUUUUGGAAUCAGCGUUUCCUGAAGUUUGGUUGGUAUCUAAGCAGAUAAAUUCGUCAAACGAAAGUUCUAUUCACACAGGCCUGGCACCAAGUGUAGGCUUACUCUGUCACACUCGUAUGUUAAGUUUAAUACAUUAAAAUGAGCAUUAUUUCGUGGUAAA